This is a messenger RNA of Drosophila ananassae, 903 nucleotides long. It is a transcript of the gene Nplp4, whose product is annotated as neuropeptide-like 4. NCBI's taxonomy places the organism in Eukaryota, Metazoa, Arthropoda, Insecta, Diptera, Drosophilidae. Bases 542 to 742 code for a protein of 66 amino acids. The record is from RefSeq and is a predicted model, not a curated record. The transcript is spliced from 2 exons.
UCUGCGCAAUUGAUUGAACAAACCUUUGCCAUUUUGAACAAAAGCUAUUCCCGUUCUCAUUCAGUAAGCCCGGCUAUAUCCAAAAAUCAUCAAUCACCUAAAUGGUAGCCCACAGUAGCCCCACAAAUUCCCAAUUAAAAUGCAAUGAGUGUUGCCCGAAAUAUUCGCCAGUCUGUCUAUGGCUUGGGAUCACGUUCAAGGCCAGUCUAUAUCUAAGUGAUUCCAUCAUCUCAGAUCGCCGGCGAAUAAGAAGUCAUUAGAAUGCCAAAGGAAAUUUUUUUUGAUUUCUGUGUGACAAAAUGCUAUUGGCGUAAAAAUAGAAAACGAAACUAUGGCCGAAUGAUGUUAGCAAAACAGAAAAGUGGCCAUAAAUCCGAUCAGAGUCCAGAAGUGCGACAUCAUAAAUAAGUCAUGAAGUGCGACAAAUUUUAAGCCACCGAUAGGACUAUAUAAGCCGGAGACUUCUAGCCAAACAGCAUCAAAUCACAAAUUGCAAACGCUUAAGAAGCACCUCAAAAAAUCAAAAAUCAAAACAAACAAAAUGUUCAAGCUGCUGGUUGUUGUUUUCGCCGCCCUCUUCGCCGCUGCCCUGGCCGUUCCCGCUCCAGCUCCCCUGCCGCGUGCCAACCCCGCACCCAUCCCGAUUGCCAGCCCCGAGCCCGCCCCCCAGUUCUACUAUGGAGCUAGCCCCUACGCCUACUCUGGCGGAUACUACGCCUCCCCCUACUCCUACUACGGCUAAUUGCUCUCGACAGAGCAAACAAACCGGACUCGUGAUGACGGACCAGAAUGUGGAUUACGGAGUAUGCGCGCUGGCAAAUCUAAUUAGUCAUAAGUGCUUGUAAAAAACCUCACAAAAAAAAAAAAUAAAAGAUUAGCAAAUAAAAUGUUGAAAAGCAAAAA